Molecule: messenger RNA, 2044 nt
Organism: Pistacia vera
Lineage: Eukaryota; Viridiplantae; Streptophyta; Magnoliopsida; Sapindales; Anacardiaceae
Product: rust resistance kinase Lr10-like
Exons: 4
Biological process (GO): protein phosphorylation
Molecular function (GO): protein kinase activity; ATP binding; polysaccharide binding
Source: RefSeq, a predicted model, not a curated record
AUGACCAUAUUGGAGGAUAUCCAAAUUCAUAGUAUCCUUGGGGAAGAGAGAACCAUGAGGGAAGGAUCAUUAUUAACUUUUCCAAAUUUUCUUGUUUCUGUGUUGAUCUUCCUGUUCAUCACUGAAAUACAAGCAAGAAAACUUCAACAAGAAUGUUCUUAUUCAUGUGGAGACAUCAAUAACAUAAAAUACCCUUUUCGCCUCAAGGGCGAUCCAGCAAAAUGUGGUCAUCCUAACUUCGAACUUUCAUGCCAAAGCAACAAAACCAUCCUAGAAUUUCAUUCAGGAAAGUACCAUGUGAAGGGAAUUUCACAUAAAGAAAAGACUAUCAGUGUUGUUGAUGUUAACUUAGCCAGUGGAACCUGCCGCCUUCCCUACGGAUCUUUGUCAGCAGACGACAUACUCAAGGAAUUUUCCAUUACGUUUAGUUUUGGACUAGAACUAGACGGUAACUACAGUUAUGCCACAUUUUUCCGCUGCUCUCAGAAGAUUAAUGAUCCGCUUUUAACAAGAAUUCCUUGCUUGAGUGAAAAUCAAUCUUAUUCUUAUGUUACAAUUUAUUAUCCAGAGUAUCAGUAUCAAGUUUGCUCGUUAAAUGCAGUGACUCCUAUAUACUAUAGGCCAUAUGAGCUGUUUGGUAAUAACACAUAUCAUUAUGAAACCAUCCGCAAAUCUCUGCGGUCAGGUUUCAAUCUUACAUGGUCCUUUGAGCGCAGGGAUUGUCUUGCCCCCGAUGGCAUGUGUUCUGUUAGGAGAGGGACAACAGGAUAUUCACGUGAUUGCAAAAAAUCUGAAACUGCACUUAAUCUGGUCAUUGAAUUCUUGCGAUUCUUGCGGAGAUUCACAUAUGGUGUAUUCGCUCGUGUUUUCGCUGAAUAUGUACCAGAUUUCUUGGAAUUCCUCCUUGUAACGCUUCUUCUCGAUUAUCAUGGUCAUGGUGGUGUAGUUAACAUUGCAGUGCCUACAGCCACAAGUAUUGGAGGCAUUGUCUUCUUUGCAUUGGUAAUACUUCUCCUUUACAAAUCCAGGAAAUCUGAAAAUGAAAAAGAAACUCAAUUGAAAAUAGAGAAGUUCCUCAAAGACUACAGGACCCUCAAUCCAACCAGAUAUACUUACAGUGACCUUAAGAAAAUAACUGGUAAAUUUAGGCAUAGACUUGGUCAAGGAGGUUAUGGAAGUGUCUUCAGAGGAAAACUCUCCAAUGGAAUUCCGGUUGCUGUUAAGAUGUUGGGACAUUCAAAAGGAAAUGGUGAAGAAUUUAUCAAUGAAGUGGCUACUAUAGGUAGGAUUCACCACUUUAACAUUGUUCGUCUAUUUGGAUUUUAUUCAGAAGGAACACGACGUGCUCUUAUCUACGAGUUCAUGCCUAGUGGAUCACUUGAGAAGUUUAUAUUCUUAGAUGUAAACAAGUCAAUUCAGCGUCCAUUGAGUUGGGAAAAGUUGCAAGACAUUGCCAUUGGUGUUGCACGGGGAAUAGAGUACUUGCACCAAGGAUGCAACUAGAGGAUCCUUCACUUUGACAUCAAGCCUCACAAUAUAUUAAUUGACCAUAAUUUUCAGCCGAAGAUUUCAGAUUUUGGGCUAGCAAAAUUAUGCUCAAAAGAACAAAGUGUUGUGUCAAUGACAGCUGCUCGAGGAACUACAGGGUACAUUGCCCCAGAACUUUUCUCCAGGCACUUUGGCGAGGUUUCUUACAAGUCCGAUGUUUUUAGUUAUGGAAUGAUGCUACUAGAGAUCGUUGGAUGCCGAAAGAAUAUUGAUCUUACAAUUGACAAAGAAAGCCAAAUUUACUUUCCUGAGUGGAUAUACAACAAAAUGAGCCAAGGAAAAGAGCUUAAUUUAGAAAUUGAGGUAGAGGGAGAUGAGGAAAUUGCCAAGAAGCUUGCAAUUUUGGGACUCUGGUGCAUUCAGUGGAAUCCAACAGAGAGGCCUUCCAUGCCACUUGUGUUACAAAUGCUUGAAGGUGACUUGCAGAGCUUGGAGAUUCCUCCAAAGCCCUUCGCUUCUUCAGAUGAUGAAAUGGAUGCAAAUUAAUCAUUUAUAG